AUGAGAACCAGGUCUCAAAAGAGGAAUGCAAAGCCUCAGAGGAAGUAUUCAGGGUUCACAGUGUCCAACCUGAUACUUGAGGCUGUUUCCGCUUCUAAAGAGCGCCACGGCUUGUCCCUGGCAGCCUUGAUGAAGGCUCUGCAGGUUGGAGGAUACGAUGUUGAGAGGAACUACGCCAGGGUCCUCCUCACCGUCAGACGCCUAGUGGCCAGCAAAGAAUUGGUUCAGACCAAGGGCACCUCAGGCUCCCUCAAGAUGAGCGCAAAGUCUCCAAUUAGGUCGAGAUCUCCAUGGAGAUCCAAAUCUCCAAUGAGAUCUAAAUCUCCAAUGAGAUCUUCAGUGAGACUUCGGAAUUUAAGGUCUCAGCUCAAAUCUUCAAGGAGAUCAAGAUAUCCAGUGGGAUCCAAUUCUCCAAAGAGAAGAGUCAUGACUCCAAAGACUAAAGCAAUGUCUCCAAGGAGAUCCAGUUCUCCAAUGAGAUCCAGGUCUCCUAGGAGAUCCAGGUCUCUUAGGAGAUCCAGGACUCCAAUGAGAUCCAAAUCUCCAAAGCAAAGAGUCAUGUCUCCAAAGACCAGAGCAAAGUCUCCAAGGAGAACCAAAUCUCCAAUGAGAUCCAGGACUCCAAUGAGAUCCAAAUCUCCAAAGCGAAGAGUCAUGUUUCCGAAGACUAGAGCAAAGUCUCCAAGGAGAACCAAAUCUCCAACAAGAUCCAGAUCUCCAAUGAGAUCCAGGUCUCAAAGGACAUCCAGGUCUCCAAUGAGAUUUGAAUCUCCAAUGAGAUCAAGAUCUCCAAGGAGAUCUAAAUCUCCAAAGAAGUCUCCAACGAGGAGAGUAAGACUUCAGAGGGAGUAUUCGGGCUACACAGUAUCCAACAUGAUACUGGAGGCUGUUUCCGCUUCCACAGAGCGCCAAGGCCUGUCCCUGCCAGCCUUGAAGAAGGCUCUGCAGGCUGGAGGGUACGAUGUUGCGAGGAACAACGCCAGGGUCCUCCUCAACAUCAGACGCCUAGUGGCCAACAAAGCUUUGGUUCAGAAAAAGGGCCCCUCAGGUUGCCUCAAGAUGAAUAAAAAGGCUCCUGCACCUUGA
Messenger RNA from Platichthys flesus (European flounder), 1086 nucleotides. RefSeq names its product histone H1.1-like. Gene Ontology annotation, molecular function: DNA binding. The transcript is spliced from 4 exons. Bases 1 to 1086 code for a protein of 361 amino acids. The record is from RefSeq and is a predicted model, not a curated record. Gene Ontology annotation, cellular component: nucleosome. Gene Ontology annotation, biological process: nucleosome assembly. Lineage: Eukaryota; Metazoa; Chordata; Actinopteri; Pleuronectiformes; Pleuronectidae.